GGCCGCAGCUUGCCAAUUCCCCCACUGUGAUAGUGAUGGUUGGCCUCCCAGCCCGCGGGAAGACCUACAUCUCCAAGAAGCUGACCCGCUACCUCAACUGGAUUGGUGUUCCAACAAAAGUUUUUAACGUCGGGGAGUAUCGUCGCGAGGCGGUGAAGCAUUACAGCUCCUAUGACUUCUUCCGCCCCGACAACGAGGAGGCCAUGAAAGUCAGGAGGCAGUGUGCCCUGGCUGCCUUGAGGGAUGUCAAGCUGUACCUGACCGAGGAGGCUGGCCAGAUUGCGGUUUUUGAUGCCACCAAUACCACGCGAGAGAGGAGAGGGAUGAUCCUAAACUUUGCCAAAGAAAAUGGGUUCAAGGUGUUCUUCAUUGAAUCUGUCUGCAAUGAUCCCACAGUAGUUGCCACCAACGUUAUGGAAGUAAAAUUGUCCAGCCCUGAUUACCGGGACUGUAAUUCAACUGAUGCCAUGGAGGACUUCAUGAAGAGGAUCAACUGUUACCAAGCCAGCUACCAGCCGCUGGACCCUGAUGACUAUGACCGGGAGCUUUCUCUCAUCAAAGUCAUCGACGUUGGCCGGCGGUUCCUGGUCAACAGGGUUCAGGAUCACAUCCAGAGCAGGAUCGUUUACUACCUGAUGAACAUCCAUGUCCAGCCCCGCACCAUUUAUCUCUGUCGGCAUGGCGAAAGCGAGUUCAACCUCAAGGGGAAGAUUGGAGGUGACUCGGGCCUCUCCAACAGGGGCAAGAAGUUUGCAUUGGCACUGAACAAGUUUGUUGAGGAGCAGAACCUGAAGGACCUCAAAGUCUGGACCAGCCAACUAAAGAGGACAAUCCAAACAGCAGAAGCUCUCCAACUGCCCUACGAGCAGUGGAAGGCACUCAAUGAAAUCGAUGCUGGUGUGUGUGAAGAAAUGACAUAUGAAGAAAUCAGAGAGCAGCAUCCAGAGGAAUUUGCUUUACGUGAUCAGGAUAAAUAUUACUAUCGCUAUCCUUCUGGGGAGUCUUACCAAGAUCUGGUACAGCGCCUAGAGCCGGUCAUCAUGGAGCUGGAGAGACAAGAGAACGUCCUUGUGAUCUGUCACCAGGCUGUCAUGCGCUGUCUCCUGGCAUAUUUUCUGGACAAGAGUGCAGAUGAAAUGCCCUACCUGAAAUGUCCCCUUCACACAGUGUUGAAGCUUACCCCGGUGGCCUAUGGCUGCCGGGUAGAGUCCAUCUCGCUGAACAUUGAAGCCGUCAACACCCACAGGGAACGGCCAGAGGAAGCAAAGAAGGGACCUAACCCGCUCAUGAGACGUAAUAGCGUUACCCCUCUAGCAAGCCCAGAGCCCACCAAAAAACCUCGCAUCAACAGCUUUGAGGAGCAUGUGGCUGUUUCUUCUGCCCUGCCAGGCUGUGUUCCUCAGGAAGUGCCCACGCAGCUGCCGGGACAAAACAUGAACAACUCACAGAAGCCAUCGUGACUCCGUUGGCGCUGUCGCAAGGCCACCGGUGACGCCACCGGCGACGCCAGCUUCCCAUCCCAUCACCAUUUCCGAAGCUUGCUUAUAAACUGGUCUCCUCCGUCUGCGGUGAGGUCGACCCUCGGCUGUUUCUACCCAUGCCUGUUCAUCUGC
This is a messenger RNA of Cariama cristata (Red-legged seriema), 1613 nucleotides long. RefSeq names its product 6-phosphofructo-2-kinase/fructose-2,6-biphosphatase 3 (gene PFKFB3). The transcript is spliced from 14 exons. Gene Ontology annotation, cellular component: cytosol. The coding region runs from base 36 to 1460 and encodes 474 amino acids. Gene Ontology annotation, molecular function: 6-phosphofructo-2-kinase activity; fructose-2,6-bisphosphate 2-phosphatase activity; ATP binding. NCBI's taxonomy places the organism in Eukaryota, Metazoa, Chordata, Aves, Cariamiformes, Cariamidae. The record is from RefSeq and is a predicted model, not a curated record. Gene Ontology annotation, biological process: fructose 2,6-bisphosphate metabolic process; fructose metabolic process.